AUGGAUGCUAGCCACAACAAUUCUGAGACUGAGCCAUUCGUCGCUGUAAGAAGACGUAACAUUCAUCGCACAGUGACUGUAGAACCUGCUGUGUUCUUUUUUAUGCUAGCUUACUCCACUGGACUUGCACUCAGAGUACAGUAUAUUCAGUUUGUUGUUUCCGAUAAUCAUAAUGUAACUGCAUCACUAUCUCCAACGGAAGGCGGGUUUUCAGACGUAAAUGGAUCAUGCGUGAAGUUAAAUGAAAGCAAUCCAAAAUACGAGACUAAUCUCGCAAUUCAGAGAGAAUCCUCUCAUUGGAUACUUUACCUGGAUGUUGUCAGUGCUGUGCUUUCGUUUCUCUCUGGUCCGAUAAUUGGUUCCUGGAGCGACAAGUCUGGACGUAAAUUAGCCUGCUGCAUCCCAACAGCUGGACUUGCAGUUUGCAACGCUGUUUACCUAAUCGUUUAUUAUUUACAUCUACCGCUUGAGUAUUUGUUUAUUGGGGAAAUCAUACGUGGAGGAACUGGUAAUUUCUUCACAACAUUGUCAGGUUUCUUUGCUUACAUUGCGGACAUCACCACAGAAAAGCAACGUACAUAUCGCAUCGUUAUUGUACAGUUCAUGUCUAUAAUCUCGGCUGGAUUGGGACAGAUUGGUAUUGGAUUUUGGUUAUCUUUGCAGGGGUUUGGACCUCCCUACAUGCUAACUAUCGCUCUGCUAUUAUGCACACUACUAUAUGUGGUGUUUUUGACAACCGAAACAAUACUGCCCGACCAUUCAACAAAAUUCACAGUAAAGCAACUAGUGAAAGAUAUUACCCUGCUUGUGAGAUUGAAAACCAAUGGGAGACAGUGGAGACUUGCAAUUCUUUCUGUGGAUAUAUUUAUCCUUAAUCUAAUAGUCAAUUCUGCAUUCAAUCUGACCGUACUACAUGUUAAAGACUAUCCAUUCUGCUGGUCGACUAUUCUGAUUGGCUACUUUGUUGCAGCUCAGCUGGUGCUCAACGCCCUGGGCAUGGUGAUUGGUGGAAAGCUUUUGUCAGUGUGUUUUUCUGAUUUGGGCAUGGUGCAAUCUGGUACAAUCUCCUACAUAGCGGCAUUGCUAAUCAUAGCAUUUUGCAAUAACCAUAUUUUGAUGUUUAUUGCUGCAAUUGCUGGUGCACUUAGCUUUCUUCCAAUCCCAGUACUAAGAGCAAGAUGUUCAAAAUUGGUCACGGAAUCUGAGCAAGGUACAUUAUUUGCUUGUAUUGGUUGCAUUGAGAGUUUAGCCAUGUGCUUUUCACCAAUAAUAUUCAACAAUAUCUACUCAGCAACGGUAUCAGCAUUCUCCGGAUCGGUAUUUUGUGUAAUGGCAGCAUGUCUGGUUAUCUCUCUAUGUCUCACCAUAGUGGUGCAACUGAAGGAACCCAGAUCUGGUUAUAUUGCUAUGCCUGACAAAAAUAUAAAUAAAGAUGAUCCUGUUGUCAACUAA
Saccoglossus kowalevskii is the source of this 1452-nucleotide messenger RNA. RefSeq names its product proton-coupled folate transporter-like. Gene Ontology annotation, cellular component: plasma membrane. Gene Ontology annotation, molecular function: transmembrane transporter activity. NCBI's taxonomy places the organism in Eukaryota, Metazoa, Hemichordata, Enteropneusta, Harrimaniidae. Gene Ontology annotation, biological process: transmembrane transport. The record is from RefSeq and is a predicted model, not a curated record.